Molecule: messenger RNA, 616 nt
Organism: Aspergillus japonicus CBS 114.51
Lineage: Eukaryota; Fungi; Ascomycota; Eurotiomycetes; Eurotiales; Aspergillaceae
Exons: 1
Coding region: 81-416 (111 amino acids)
Source: RefSeq, a predicted model, not a curated record
CCUCUUGAUUCUCGCGGCCCUAUGGGUUUCGUCGAUAAGCAGGUUCAGCGUCUUCUUGUCGGUUGUAAUCACCAGUGAGAAUGUUGAGAGCCCCAGCAGGACGUUACAGAGCCAGCAUUCGUGGUGGUUCGCGACGGGGCUGGCUUGGGCUUGGCCACCAGACGCGCAAACCAGAACCGGUCUACGAGUCCCCGGCCCCUCCAUGUGGUCCACUGCUUGUGGAGAUCGAGCAAUCUAACCUUGGGAGAUCUCAAGAAAGUUCCCGAAUUACCUCCUGCGAAUACUUGACAUCGUACACGUGGUUGGGGCGCGAAUCGCCGUCAAUCAUAAUUCCGGGUAUAGCUUUCCAUCCCAGUGAUGGACUCGGGACUUCAACGCUAACAAAUCCCAUCUCGCUAGGCGAGCCACCUGUCUAGAUUCCCCCAACAGAGGACAGGCAACUCCAACCCGACUGCGGAGAGUAUUUACGUGACCCUAAUGCUGCUAUGUAUCCUGCCUAUCCAUGGGAGGCGGCUUUUACGGCAAUCGAAAAGCAGUGUCCAGAAUAUGAUCUUGCCAACACCGAUAUCGUGAUCUGCUCCAGUACUUUGGGCAAUCUCAAUCGUUUUGCCCGAGG